UUUGUUGCUCAGCCAAACUGCCAGCAGCUACUAGCAACACUUUGGUACGACGGUUUUCCAGGAUGGAGGCGGAAACACUGGGCAGUAAAACUCUUGACCUGUGUCACCAUUGGACUGCUAUUUCCUGUGCUAUCCGUGGCAUAUCUGAUUGCACCGAAGAGCAGGCUGGGACUGUUCAUUAAAAAGCCAUUUAUAAAGUUUAUCUGCCACACCGGCUCUUACCUAACCUUCCUCUUCAUGCUCCUGCUGGCAUCGCAGCACAUCGUCAGGACUGACCUUCACAUGCAGGGACCACCUCCCACCAUCGUGGAGUGGAUGAUCCUGCCCUGGGUUCUAGGUUUUAUCUGGGGAGAAAUCAAGGAAAUGUGGGACGGUGGAUUCAAUGAGUACGUACAUGACUGGUGGAAUCUGAUGGAUUUUGCAAUGAACUCCCUCUAUCUUGCAACUAUCUCCCUUAAAAUUGUUGCCUACGUCAAGUAUAACGGUUCUCGUCCAAGGGAGGAAUGGGAAAUGUGGCACCCGACUCUCAUUGCAGAAGCCCUCUUCGCCAUAUCCAACAUUUUAAGUUCCUUGCGUCUCAUAUCCCUGUUUACAGCAAAUUCACACCUGGGACCCUUGCAGAUUUCUCUGGGACGCAUGCUGCUAGACAUCCUUAAAUUCCUUUUUAUCUACUGUCUGGUGCUUCUGGCUUUUGCCAAUGGACUGAACCAGCUUUAUUUUUAUUACGAGACCAGUGCCUCGGAGGAACCCAACAACUGCAAGGGGAUCCGAUGUGAGAAACAGAACAAUGCCUUCUCCACACUUUUCGAGACCCUCCAGUCACUCUUCUGGUCUGUGUUCGGUCUGCUGAAUCUCUACGUCACCAACGUGAAAGCCAGACAUGAGUUCACAGAAUUUGUUGGGGCCACCAUGUUUGGGACCUACAACGUCAUCUCCCUUGUUGUGCUGCUGAACAUGCUCAUAGCCAUGAUGAACAACUCCUACCAGCUCAUCGCCGACCACGCGGAUAUUGAGUGGAAGUUUGCACGGACGAAGCUCUGGAUGAGUUACUUUGAUGAAGGUGCCACCCUGCCCCCUCCUUUUAACAUUGUCCCAAGUCCCAAGUCCGUCUGGUACCUUUGCAAGUGGAUUCACAAUCAGCUCUGCCCAGGCAACGACUCUUACAACGAACAGAAGAGGCACAAAAACCUCAAAACGUUCACAGAGCGGCAUGCUGACAACCUGAUUCAGAAUCAACAUUACCAGGAAGUGAUAAGAAAUCUUGUGAAAAGGUACGUCGCAGCAAUGAUAAGAACUUCCAAAACCAACGAAGGUUUAACGGAAGAGAAUUUCAAGGAAUUAAAACAGGACAUCUCAAGUUUUCGCUAUGAAGUUCUUGACCUCUUAGGAAACAGGAAGCCCCAGAGGAGAAGUUAUUCUACCAGCAGCACAGAGGUGUCCCAAAAGGAUGAAACAAGUGAGGACGGUCCUGGAGAAAAAUCCAAAGCCAAGAGCGUGUCUUUCAAUGUAGCCAACAAAAAAAAGGACUUCAACGUGUCUGCUCUAAUUAAAACUAUGUCUGGGAUCGAUAUGGUGGAAGAGAAGCCAAAAAGCAAUGGGAUUGGCAAGCGCUCCUUUGUCCGAAAUGGAAAUAGGGUUCAGAGACUUUCCAGCUCCAAGAAGGAGUCCUUCAAGAGACUGGGCCUGCUUUUCUCCAAGAUGAACGGGCACGUACCUGAACCAAAUUCAGAGCCCAUGUACACCAUUUCAGACGGAAUUAUUCAGCCACACUACAUGUGGAAAGACAUUAAAUAUUCUCAGAUUGAUAAAGAGAAAGAAGAGAAUUGUUCCAAAAGCGAAAUUAACCUCAAUGAGGUGGACUACAGUGGGAAGACAAGACUCACAGGACAGAGCAAGGAGUGCCCUGUGGUUUGUACCAGCUCCCUUCACUGUGCUUCCAGUAUUUGUUCCUCCAAUUCCAAACUUAUAGACUCCUCAGAGGAUGUGUUUGAUUCGUGGGGAGAGGCUUGUGACUUGUUUAUAAACCAGUGGAAAGACGGGCAGGAGGAUCACGUCACAACUCGGCUAUAA
This is a messenger RNA of Leptosomus discolor (cuckoo roller), 2070 nucleotides long. The record is from RefSeq and is a predicted model, not a curated record. Lineage: Eukaryota; Metazoa; Chordata; Aves; Leptosomiformes; Leptosomidae.